Messenger RNA from Anthonomus grandis grandis, 2583 nucleotides. RefSeq names its product ATP-dependent RNA helicase vasa (gene Vasa). The transcript has 12 exons. NCBI's taxonomy places the organism in Eukaryota, Metazoa, Arthropoda, Insecta, Coleoptera, Curculionidae. Bases 203 to 2179 code for a protein of 658 amino acids. The record is from RefSeq and is a predicted model, not a curated record. Gene Ontology annotation, molecular function: RNA binding; RNA helicase activity; ATP binding. Gene Ontology annotation, cellular component: nucleus; P granule. Gene Ontology annotation, biological process: cell differentiation; gamete generation.
GUAAAACGAAUGUGUGGUUGUAGUUGUUUUUGGCUUGUUGUGGUCAGAAAAAUUGAAGAAUUUAACGUUUUACACAAAAAAUAAGAUAUUGUUUACCCUUGGGACAAUUAAUUCAAUAAUUCCUUUGAAAAAUAAAAUUUGCCUGGAUAGAAACAAAGAACGCCGAUAUUUCUAUUAGAUAGUCAUUACACUUUUGGAAAACAUGGACGAUGAUUGGGAUGAUGGAUCUCCUGUGGUCACACCUGCCCCAGCAAUGAGAGGUCUGGCCUCCGAAGGCGGCACGAAAUUCUCCUCGGGUCGGGGCUACCAAGCGGCCGCCAGUAACGGAGGUGACGGCAACACAUGGGGCGGCGACACGUGGGGCGGCUGGGGCGACGGUGACAACGGCGACUCCCAGAAAAGCGAUUUCAGGGGCAGGGGCGGACGCGGAGGCGGCCGAGGACGGGGCGGCGAUAGAGGAGGACGAGGAGCAGGUCGCGGAGGAGGACGAGGAGGUGGUGGUGACGGCGGCUUUAGGAGCGGUUUUAAAGACAAUAACAAAUGGGGCGGAGAUGAUGGCGGUAGUGGUGGUGGCUCAGGUUGGGGCGAUAAUGACGGAGAUGGAGGCGGCGGUAGAGGGCGGGGCGGCCGAGGAGGCAAUAAUGACGGAGAUGGAGGCGGCGGUAGAGGGCGGGGCGGUCGCGGAGGCGGCCGAGGAGGCGGAAAUAACGGAGGUGACGGUGGUGCGGGAGGAGGAGACGGCGAACCGCCGAAGCCUAAGGAGAUUUACGUGCCCGUGGAAAGGGUGCAGGAUGACGAACUGUUUACCACCACGAUUUCGUCUGGUGUAAACUUCAUGAAACUGGACGAAAUCGAAGUGAAAGUAUCGGGAGAAAACGUGCCGGAGGCAAUAAACUCCUUCAACGAGUCCGGACUCAAGCAACAUUUAAUAGACAACGUGAAAAAGUCCGGAUACGAUAAACCGACCCCGAUCCAGAAAUACGCCAUUCCCAUUAUUAUGGCCGGCAGGGAUCUUAUGGGUUGCGCCCAGACCGGAUCUGGAAAAACCGCGGCAUUUUUGCUCCCAAUGAUCCAUAAAAUAAUGGAAGCGGGAAAUCCUCCUACUAGAGUGGGAAGCACCAGUCAACCGGACGUGGUGAUAGUGAGUCCCACGAGAGAAUUGGCCAUACAAAUCUACGAGCAAGCGAAGAAGUUCGCUUACAAUUCGAUUGUGAAAACUGUCGUUAUUUAUGGGGGGACGUCCGUUAACCAUCAGAGGAAUCAGGUUAUGGCCGGAUGUAACAUUUUAGUAGCCACCCCGGGCCGUUUAAACGAUUUUGUCGACCACGGACACAUCAGCUUCGAGUCGGUUAAAUUUUUCGUAUUAGACGAAGCCGAUCGCAUGUUGGACAUGGGAUUCUUGCCGACGGUUGAACAAAUGCUUUCUCAUCCUACAAUGGUCGCCACAGGAGAAAGACAAACCCUAAUGUUCUCCGCCACGUUCCCGGAGGAAAUUCAACACUUAGCUGGGAAAUUUUUGCAUAAUUACAUUUUCGUGGUGGUCGGAAUCGUCGGGAGCGCCUCUACCGACGUCGAGCAGACGGUCAUUUCGGUGCCCAAGUAUGAAAAGAUCAAUAAGCUGCUUGAAAUGCUUCAGGGUGUGCCAGAGAGGAAAGAAAGGACGCUAGUGUUCGUGGAAAUGAAAAGGAUGACCGACUUCUUGGCCACAUAUUUGUGCGAGAGCGAUAUUCCCUCGACCAGUAUUCACGGCGACCGGCUGCAACGGGAAAGGGAACAAGCAUUGUGGGAGUUUAAAAAAGGUAUCAGGGUCAUUUUGGUGGCGACGGGAGUGGCGGCCAGAGGUCUGGAUAUCGGCGGGAUUCAGCACGUGAUCAAUUACGAUUUGCCCAAGAGCAUCGACGAGUACGUGCAUAGGAUCGGACGUACCGGACGCGUUGGUAACAGAGGAAGAGCCACAAGCUUUUUCGAUCCGAAAAUGGAUUCGGGCAUGGCCGGUCCGCUUGCCAAUAUAUUGAAACAGGCCGGGCAAGAGGUGCCCGAUUUCUUGGAACAGGGUUACGGCGGCGGAUACAAUCAUACACCUGAUAAUUUCGGCGGAAAAGAUAUCAGAGGAGAGAACUUCGGUCAGGGCCAAAACUACGAUCAAAAACCAGCGGAAAUCGAAGAAGACGACUGGUAAAAAUCCACCACCAAUCGAUCAUGCAGCCCCCCUUUUUUUACUUUACUUAAAAAGUUUAUUUUUGAUACUAGUGUUCUUAAGAUAUGUUUAAGUUGCUUCUAACCAUAUAACAAAGAUCUGUGAUACCCGACUAUUAAGUUCGGGCCUAAGCUUGCUGUUUGUUAUAUGGUGUCCCAUUUAUGUAGAAUAACAUUUUUUUUUUUGUAUGUUAGAGUCGUUUGUUAUGACAAAAGAGGACCUUGUUGCUGCUUCUAUGAAGUAUCAUUUGUUUAAUUUCAGAUAGAUUUUAGUGUUAAACGGUUUAUAUGUUAAACUACUGUUAUGUUCCCAGUUCGAUUUUGAUUUUUUAACGAAACGUGUUGAAAACUGAAAAUGAGUUUUAAAUAAAGACUUUUUUGAAUUAA